GGCUCUGAAAUCGGGCGGGUCUUGCUUUUGAGUAUUGCCAAGACUCUGCAUGGUAGGGCUUGUCCCCAGCGUCAAAGGCAGAAGCAACUGAGCCCCUGGACUUCUGCUUUACAGUGAGAGCUCAGGAGUGGGCGUUUCAUUUUUCCUGCAUCUGGGGAGCCUGCAAGGCUAUAUGCAUUUUGACCUUUGAGAUCUGUGCAGCCCGAUCCGGGAAGCAUGAAUAGAAGAGACUGGCCGUUGAUGAUGAUUCAGAGAAAUGACAGCUCAGAUGUCCUGGCAGUCCAUCUGAAAGACGGUAGGAGGAGCUCCCGGUACAAGCCGGUGGACUAUCAGCAGUUACGUGCCCAAACCCAAGCCACAAAGUCUGCGUCUGCUUCCGCAGAGCGGAAGCUCAGAAAAGCCAUGGAGACAUCAAGGGCGGCGAAAGAGCAGAUGCUGAUCAAACAACACAAGCAGGUGUGGUGGCAGGAACAGGAGAGGCUGAAGGGGAUCAGAUGUAAAUUGGAGUCUGAAAUAAGAUCUUGUCUCAAUGAGGAGAACAUUGGAAAUGAAUGUUUCUGUGAGCUUAUGAAUUUUGAGAAAGAGCUGUCAGAGCAGUGGUGUGCGUACCGUACAGCUGUCAUUGACCCUAUUCACCAGCUGAGAACGGGUCUGAAGAGACAGUGCCGCACUCCUCAGCAUGCGCCCUGCCAUGAGGGCUCAGACGCAGCAGAGGUUAUAGAAGAGGUUGACUUUGUCAAGAAACAAUCCAAGGCUGCCUUUGAAAGACUUCAUCAGGAGCAACGGCACUUAGAGGAAGACCUUUUGAACUCGAGCGUGAAGUUACUAGAUCACUCUUCAGAAGAAAAAGCUAACUUGCUCAGUGAACAGCCCAUGGAGUUAGUCACGUUGGACUGCCCAUACCCUGAUCUGAAAUCGUCAAUCCUUAAUGAGUUCUGUAACUUUACAGAGAAAUAUCAAGAAAAACUUGAAGAUUUUGAUCUGCAAUUAGAAGACAUACGCAGGUUUCUCAAUGGCGAGCCCAACAAGAAGAGCUAUCAAGACUGGAAAUGGAAAUUUCAGCCAGAAGAAGAGCAAGGGAAGAAGAGAAAGAGAAAUUGUGGAAAAAGAAGGAACUGCUACGAAGGGAGGAGACGGAGAUUAAGAUAAGAAAAUACUGGGCUAAGAAACAACAGAAGUGGCGAGAAAUGGAAAUGAGAGAUCUCCGGCGUCUGG
Mus pahari (shrew mouse) is the source of this 1215-nucleotide messenger RNA. RefSeq names its product coiled-coil domain-containing protein 148. Lineage: Eukaryota; Metazoa; Chordata; Mammalia; Rodentia; Muridae. The record is from RefSeq and is a predicted model, not a curated record. The coding region runs from base 217 to 1149 and encodes 310 amino acids. The transcript is spliced from 10 exons.